AUGCAGGCCUCUGCCUUUCGCAUUCUGGCAACCUGGCUGGUUGUGCAAGCCAUAUCGAUGAGCUGCUUUGCACAGCCUCAACAGGCUGAGAAGAGGAGCCAACCAAGGCACCUACCGGGAGGAUAUCGUGUUAGAGUCUGGAGUGCACAUACCAAUUCUAAUGCCACGGCGGACCAAGGCCAGGGUAGCACGGAAAAUUCAAUGGUGAGGGAAGCCGACGCCGAGACGACCCAACAACACGUUACCAUCAACGGUGCCGGCGGCCAAAGCGGCAAUGAGGCCGUCAACUCCACGGCGAGCAUACCCUCACAGAACCCAGACCGGCCGCGUCUCGACGCGCCAUCCCCCCAGGAGAAUGCUUUGCCAAAUGAAAACGAGGCCCCUCCAGAUGAGAACGAGGCCCCUCCGAGUCAGAAUGAGGCCCUUCCAAAUCAGAAUGAGCCUCCUCCGACUACAACCCCCAAGUUCGAGGGACUCAAGCUGACCACGGUGACGGUGCCGGCACCAGCGGAGGCCACCCCACAGACCGUCACCAUUACGGAGCUUGCGAGCACAGUUACCCAAACCGUCACGGCGUCUUGCCAGCAACAACCCUCUGCGGCUCAGAAUCUCCAAACGGUCAUCAUCACCGAGGUCGUGAGCACAGUCACUGAGACGAUCACGGCAUCUUGUCGGGAGCGGGCUCCUUCAUCUUCUCGGAGUACACAGCAGCAGGCGAAUGCGGACACCCACACGGUCAUGGCAUCGGCCAGCACAACGGCAGUCGCCAGGCCGGAAUGCCCCCUCAAACCUACUGGCGAUUCCCUACAGGUAAUUUGCAACGGCCAGAUGCUCUCGUCCCCAUCCAAGCCUGUCGGUUCGGCGACCCCCAGCGGCCAAGACGGCGGCAACGGUGUAGGCGUGUCGACGAUUCCGAUCCCCGAGUCUUCCAAGCCCAGGACGACGUAUUCUUCUGGCUCGCCGCCAGCGCCAGAUUCCCCUCCAGUCGUUCCGGUGCCAGGUGAGGGAAUCGCGAGGACCGAGCGAGCCAGCGUGAGCCGCUUGGUGUCAACAAAGGCAGAUUCGUCCAGCAGCUCCUCGUCGGCACUCAACGAGAUGGCGGCAACGGCAACGACGACCAGUAACACUGUCGGAGCGCCACCCUCGCCAACCUCUCGCCCCGUGAGCAAUGCCCCGGAUGCCUCUGCCCCGCUCGAGCCUGCUCGACUUGCUCCAAAUGCCGCUGCGGUAGCGCCCGCUCAGCCGUCAGUCAACCUCUCUGGCCUUACGCUGAGCAGUGUGUUGAACCUGGGCAACCUGGUGGAUCAGCCAUCGACGGCUCCAACCCAAUCAGCACCCGCGGCGGCAUGA
Molecule: messenger RNA, 1350 nt
Organism: Drechmeria coniospora
Lineage: Eukaryota; Fungi; Ascomycota; Sordariomycetes; Hypocreales; Ophiocordycipitaceae
Exons: 6
Coding region: 1-1350 (449 amino acids)
Source: RefSeq, a predicted model, not a curated record